Messenger RNA from Paramuricea clavata, 927 nucleotides. The record is from the annotation of a GenBank genome assembly. NCBI's taxonomy places the organism in Eukaryota, Metazoa, Cnidaria, Anthozoa, Malacalcyonacea, Plexauridae.
AUGUGCAACAGGAAUACAGUGAAAUUCAUUCAUAUUGUACUCCUUGCCAUAGCAUUUGACAACCUUGCCUUUCACUCAAAUACACAAGCCUUCAUCAUCAAUGGAAAUAGCAAUAGACGGCUUAUGGAACGAGCCGUUUUCGCAUUAGAAAAGGUGUUAUAUUAUUAUAAGCAUAACUAUGAUACGAUAAAUAUUGAUUCCCUCUUAGGAGUGCGAGUUACUGAAGGAAUAUUACGAAAAAUUUUAAUCGACAACAACAAUGCAGAUGGGAAAUUAGAGAAUGGAAAAACGAAACUUAUCCCUCAAAUCAGAAAAAUGUAUAUAAAUGCUAAAAAUAUUUCCAUGAAAUCCUCGCCAAUUGUUCGUGAUGGUAAUACGCAAGCGUUUCAAAUGUUUCAGAAGAUCGUUUCAAAACCCUGGCAGUUAUUCCGUCCAUUUCAAAAACUUAAUCGAAAAAAAUUUAAAAAACCUUUGAAAAACCUCAUAUUUGACGGCCCGACGUCCGAUCAUUGUAUAUCUCUUUUGUUAGAAGAUAAAGAUCGACACAGUACAUGCAACAUAACGGAUUUCUGUUGGCAAUUUGAGAUUCAGAAAGAUGCUGAUGGCUACACACCCACACAUCAAGUCCUAUAUUUCCUUUUUGGACUGGGAGAAGGUUGUGAAAAUACGUUCAAUAAGAAGUUUCAAGAAUCUGGUUUGAACAGCAGUGUACACGAUUUUCUUCAUGAAUUAUGUGAAAAUAUUUUGCAAACUGCAGAUGAGUUGUGGCAUGAUAGCAAUUUAUUGGAAAUUGAAAAAGAUUUGUUUGUGGAGCAAACUCUAGUGUGUAGUUUAGCGAGUUACGAAGAUUUCUUGAAUGAGAGGUAUUUUGAUAUGAUUCUUGGAUGGCAGAUAGAUAUUGGAUGUUUUGGAACAAAGGUAUUUUAA